Acanthopagrus latus (yellowfin seabream) is the source of this 7701-nucleotide messenger RNA. It is a transcript of the gene rims1b, whose product is annotated as regulating synaptic membrane exocytosis 1b. NCBI's taxonomy places the organism in Eukaryota, Metazoa, Chordata, Actinopteri, Spariformes, Sparidae. Gene Ontology annotation, biological process: calcium ion-regulated exocytosis of neurotransmitter; regulation of synaptic plasticity; regulation of membrane potential. Gene Ontology annotation, cellular component: presynaptic membrane; cytoskeleton of presynaptic active zone. Gene Ontology annotation, molecular function: small GTPase binding; transmembrane transporter binding. The transcript is spliced from 33 exons. The record is from RefSeq and is a predicted model, not a curated record. The coding region runs from base 407 to 5305 and encodes 1632 amino acids.
CACCACAGACCAGCGAGUGAUCCAGGGGCCCCUCUGCUCGACUCCGACUCCCGCCGUGAAGAAAAAAAGAAGAAGAAGAAGAAGAAGAAAAAAAAACCCGGAGAUGGGCUCCCCGUGAAUCCGGGCGGUGGAGGGGAGAGGCGGGCCGGCGGGGGGUGGGGGGGAACGACCCGGAGAAGACAAACACACACACACACACAGAAAGCACAACCGAGGGUGCCUGCGAAACAUGAGCGGCUCGCGCUAUUCGCCGGAGCUGCGGCCGCCGCUGCCGUUCCGCCCGUGGACCAUGUCGUGAGGUGUGGCUCGGAAACCGCUCCGGGAGAACCUGUCAGCCGAAACGACUCGCCGCGGAGGAGGAGGAGGAGGAGGAGGAGGAGAAGGUGGUGGGGUGGUGGUGGAGAAGAUGUCCGCCUCGGUGGGGCCCCAGGGUGGCCCUCGCCCACCCACCGCGCCGCCGUCCAUGCCGGAUAUACCCGACCUCAGCCAUCUGACCGAGGAGGAGAGGAAGAUCAUCAUGGCAGUGAUGGCUCGGCAGAAGGAGGAAGAGGAUAAAGAACAAGCCAUGCUGAAAACACUGCACCAGCAGUUUGAGAGCUACAAACAGGAGGUGCGUCGCAUCGGGGCAGAGACGCGGCGUCAGCAGACCCAGCAGAAGGACGACGCGCCCACCUGCGGUAUCUGCCGCAAGACCAAGUUUGCAGACGGCUGUGGCCACCUCUGCUCCUACUGCCAGACCAAAUUCUGCGCUCGCUGUGGAGGGCGGGUCUCUCUGCGCUCCAACAAUGAGGACAAAGUGGUAAUGUGGGUAUGCAACCUGUGCCGUAAACAGCAAGAGAUUCUCACCAAAUCAGGAGAAUGGUUUUCGGGGUCAGGGGUGCGGCCUGGGAGCCUGAGCACCUCCUUGAUCAACCCAGCCACUGGAGGUGAGGCGCAACGGGACAGGAAGCUACUACGCUCCAGGUCCCAAGCCCCGCCCAGCACCAACGCCAACGCAGGGCUGCCCGACGGGACACAGCCGCCCGCUGGUGUCCCUGCUGCCAAGGGUGCAGACACCAUGCCCGGCUCCCGCUCCCAAAGUGAACCACCUAGAGAAAAGAAAAGGCCAGUCUCCCUCCAUGAACAAAAUGGUAAGGGAGGCAUGGGACGCGGUAGUGGCCGGAGACCUGCCGGGAAGCUGCCGACUCAGUCGUCCCUGGAUGAGCGAGUGGUGCCUGGGGACAGAGGAGAGAGACGGCUGGGAGAUGGACGGAGGCUGGAGAAGAUCCAUUCUCAGGACUACGAGGAUGGGCAACAGAACCUGGGUCACUCAGAAACACACCGGAGACGCCCAGAGGAUGAGGAGCAGAGGGAGCGCCAGCGCCGUGAGGAGGAGUUCCAGAACCGUUACCGCAGUGAUCCUAACCUGGCAAGAUACCCUGUGAAACCACAGAAGGAGGAGCAGGAGAUGCGCAUGCAUGCUAAGGUGUCCAAGGUACGCCAUGAACGACGACACAGUGAUCUAGCAAUCAAUGAGGUCGGACUGGGACCCGGUGAAGGAGGAGGUGGAGGCAGUGCAGGGGAGGUGCCUGAAAACCGUCUGGCCAGGAGGGGUGGAGGUGGGGAGGGAGACCGCAAGGCUGUCUUGGAAAACCACCGAGCCUACUCUGUGGAUAGGACCGUGGGGGUUGGAGGGAAAGCUCCACCUGCCGGAGGUGGAGUAAGAUCAGGACCCCAACCUGGGGGACCACCGCCCCCAGAUUGGGGCCCGAACAAAGGCCGCCUGGAUCCUGGAACAACACGGACACCAAGGGACAAGGGUGGGGAGAACCUGCUGAGGAAGGACUCUCAGAGCUCGGACCAGUCGGAGUCUUUGCGGCCACCCCCUCCACGGUCAUACAAGAGCAAGCGCGGAGUCAACAAGAGGCAGAUGUCCAUCAGCAGCUCAGAGGAGGAGGGCGGCUCCACGCCCGAGUACACCAGCUGUGAGGACGUGGACAUGGAAAGCGUCAGCGAGAAAGGUGACUGGGACUGUCAUUCUCUAGAUCCUACAGUGUGGCAUCAUCCGGUUACCUGGCAGCCAUCCAAAGAGGGUGACCACCUAAUUGGACGCAUCACGCUAAGCAAGAGGUCGGCCAUGCCCCGUGAGGCGGGCUCCCUCCUCGGCCUAAAGGUGGUAGGAGGGAAGAUGACAGAGACAGGGCGACUUGGGGCCUUUAUCACCAAAGUCAAGAAAGGCAGCCUGGCAGACGUGGUGGGACACCUACGAGCAGGUGAUGAGGUGCUGCAGUGGAAUGGAAAGUCGUUGCCGGGAGCAACUAAGAAAGAAGUCUACAACAUUAUCCUUGAAUCCAAGUCUGAGCCUCAAGUGGAAAUAGUUGUUUCAAGACCCAUAGGGGACAUCCCAAGAAUCCCAGAGUCAUCCCACCCUCCUCUAGAGUCUACAGGCUCAAGUUCCUUUGAGUCACAGAAGAUGGACCGUCCCUCUAUAUCAGUGAUGUCCCCUACCAGCCCCGGGGCCCUCCGAGACCUUCCUCUGGUACUGCCUGGAAAGCUCUCUGUGAAGCUGUGGUACGACAAAGUGGGCCAUCAGUUGAUCGUCAACGUCCUUCAAGCCAUAGAACUACCAACCCGACAAGACGGACGACCUCGGAACCCUUAUGUCAAGAUGUACUUCCUGCCUGAUAGGAGUGAUAAGAGUAAACGGCGGACUAAAACAGUGAAGAAGAGUGCCGAGCCCAAGUGGAACCAGACCUUUCUAUAUUCCCAUGUCCACCGGCGGGACUUCAGAGAACGCAUGCUAGAGAUCACAGUGUGGGACCAGCCCAGAGUCCAGGAGGAGGAGAGUGAAUUCCUGGGCGAGAUCUUGAUAGAGUUGGAGACGGCUCUGCUGGACGAUAUUCCUCACUGGUAUAAACUCCAGACACAUGACGUGUCCUCUAUACCUCUGCCCCAGCCCUCCCCGUACCUCCCACGCAGACACGUCCAUGGAGACAGCCCCAGCAAGAAGCUACAGAGGUCUCAUCGCAUCACUGAUACAGAGUUUGAUGAUGGUUUGAUGGUAGUGACUAAAGGUGCAGAGCGUAACUCCAGAGAGAGAGAGCGAGGCAGUACGUUGGCUGUGCCUGAACAGCAGCGGCCCGUCCAGCAUCGCUCCCGUUCAGUGUCUCCUCACAGAGAAGACUCCUGCAGGGCUCGGUCACGGCCCGCACAUGUGCCCAUGCAAAGGAGUCUGGACGAGAUCCACCAGAACCGCCACCACUCCCCGUCCCACUACCAUGACUCCCACCUGGAGCAUCAGCGAUCUGGUGACUCGGACUACGAGUACUCUGAGGACAGUGAGGUCCUGGAGAUGCACAGGUCUAUCCGGGGCGGGAGUGCCGAGUGCCUGCACACCAACAGCUCCACCCUCCCUGCAUGCCUAAAGAACAAGCCGCCCCACAGGAUAGAAGGGGGCAGCUCCAUGCCUCGUAGCAUCCUCACACACCGUGUGCUCAGGUUCACUGAUGAGGUCACUGUUAGCGACCUGCAGCCGUCGUUGGACAGAGUGAGGAGUGCCAGCACCACCUGUCUGAGACCAGACACCAAUUUCCACUCCCCUGAAAGAGACAGGUGCUUCAACUCUUUGCCCCGCAAGACUCCCCCAAGCCCCAGCAUCUUAGUAGAACACGUGGCCCCUGAGGAAGACAGGCAGUGUAGCAAUUCAUCAAGUCCGCACUGUCAGAGGGGCGUCAAAAAAAGCCUGGAGGGGGACAGUCGAAUCCAGCCCACCUCUAUCCUGAGGGGCAGUAGGGGGAGAGGGGGCCCGCUGAGGCCCUUUGGCCAGACAGGCCUGGCUGGGUCCUGCCCAAACUCGCCAUGGCUAGACAGAGCACAACCUCACGGCAGCCCCUCUCCGACAGGGACUCCUUCAUCAGGUCGCAGGGGCAGGCAGCUGCCUCAGCUCCCUGCAAAAAGCAGCAGCAUAGAGCAAGCCAUUGCAGUAGAGGAACGAGCCCGACAGCUGCAGAUGAAAGUACAUUCCUACCGGCCUUCAGCAUCCCACGACCCCGAGUCGGACCUCAAGGCCAAACGGGAGAUGUAUGCAGAACAGAGGCGCAGCAGUGACAACAUGUCAGCCAGAUCAUCAGAGAGUGAUAUGAGCGACGUGUCGGCCCUCUCCCGUGCCAGCAGUGCCUCCCACCUCAGUAGCACAAGCUACAUGUCUAUCCAAUCAGAGCGACCCGGGGGCAGACUCAGAUCUAAGUCAUUAGAGGAGGAGAAAAAGGACAGGAGGAUCUCUUGGGGGGUGAAUGGAGAGGAGGACAGGAGGAGAUCAGCAGGAAAGAGACGCUUCUCUGAGGAGUUGAAGCGCAGGAGACACACUGUAACUGGAGACACGAGGGAGUCCAGUCGGCAGUUACGAUCGGUGGGCCGCAGCAUGCUGAAGAGCUCCAGUGUGAGUGGAGAGAUCUACACGCAGGAGCGCACCGACGGCAGCCAGUCAGACACAGCGCUGGGCACGGUCGGUGGCGGCAGCAAGAAGAGACGGUCCAGCCUCAGCGCUCGUGUGGUGGCCAUCGUUGGCAACCGACGCAGCCGCAGCACUUCACAGAUCAGCGGGCCCGAGGGGAAGACUAAGAAGGAGAAGGGUGCACCCAUCCAAAGGAGCACAGAGACUGGCAUGGCAGUAGAACUGACCCGAAACAUGAGCCGGCAGCCCAGCAGAGAGUCUAACAACGGCAGCAUGAACAGCUACAACUCUGAGGGGAAUUUGAUCUUCUCUGGAGUGAAUCUGGGUGCCAGCAGUCAGUUCAGUGACUUCCUGGAUGGCCUUGGACCAGCGCAGUUGGUUGGAAGGCAAACACUGGCUACUCCUGCUAUAGGUGACAUCCAGAUUGGUAUGAUGGAGAAAAAGGGUCAACUGGAGGUAGAAGUCAUCAGAGCACGAGGACUCGUACAAAAGCCAGGAUCUAAAUCCCUCCCUGCUCCAUAUGUCAAGGUCUAUCUGCUGAAUAAUGGAGCGUACGUAGCCAAAAAGAAAACCAAGAUUGCACGGAAAACACUUGACCCACUGUAUCAGCAAGCACUGCUAUUCGAGGAAAGCCCACAGGGUAAAGUCUUACAGGUGAUUGUAUGGGGAGACUACGGCCGGAUGGACCAUAAAAGCUUCAUGGGAGUUGCACAAAUCCUAUUGGAGGAACUGGACUUAUCAAGCACAGUCAUUGGUUGGUACAAGUUGUUUCCACCGUCCUCCUUGGUGGACCCAACACUGGCCUCCCUAACGCGGCGGGCAUCCCAGUCGUCACUCGACAGUUCCUCCGGGCCUCCUGGGGUCCGAUCCUAGUGGACCAACAGCUCUACACCGCUCAUUAAACGUACUGUAGAGAGAAACAAAGAAAAAAAGAUGGCGGAAAUGUAGACCAACAACAAUCAGAAACAGUCACAACGAGAAAGCUUUGUUGAGAUCUGACAAUCACUUCUGUCGCGGUUAAUUUUGUCUGUUGUAGGGAGCGCCACAUUUCAGUGUUUCAUAUCCAUUCAGAGAAAAAGCUCAUAGUUUUUCUGUGUACGCUGACGACAUAGGGCUGCCGACAGACUACACGCAGUAACUCUCGAGACAGGAGACGAAAAAGUGUCAGAGAAUCAUAUGAAGCAGGGUGGUUUUUAACUGAAACAAUAAUAGCAAAGAAAUGUAUGUUAAGCAUCGGAAUGUAUGGGCUCGAGACUCAAGAGGUAAUCACCCUCCACACCUGCAGGUGGCGCAGUCCUCUCUGUAGUGGCCUCCUCCAGAACCCCGACAGACUGCCGGCACUCCUGCAACCAGGCAGGGUGCUCCUGCGUGGGUAUUCAGUCUGGAAGCACAGGGCCUUCUUCUGGUGCCUAGACCUUGGAGCCGCAUCACUGGUCCCUCUCUUUCGAAAAAUCCUUUUUUUUUUUCAAUAUGUUUACCAUGGCUGCUCUGAAGCCACACUGUUUUAGCGUGUUUGCGUUGUCAUUUCUUUCCCUUUGUUACUACUGGCACAAAAUGUUUUUACAGUGUGUAAAAUGCUCAUGAUAAUGUUGUCAGUCUGAUGUGUGCAUGGAGAGUAAAAAAAAACGAAACAAGAGAUAAAAAAUGAUAUAAAUCUAUUAAAUGUCUGCAAGUGUUAUGCAGGGGGCGGGGGAGGGGGGGACUGGUGAUGAUGACACAGCUUAGAUUUUUACACUCUACAGUGAGAUUAGCGUGCAGCGUUGUUUUCCUUGUUCCACCGCUGGCAAAAUGUCCAGGCCAGUUGUCUUUGUAUAGAUGUAUAUUAGGCCUCCCAGGAGGUUGACCAAUAAAUAAAAUUUAUGUCACUUUGAACUAUCACAAGGUACAACAUCACUGUAAAAGAGUUUAAAAAAGGAAAUCUUUGUUCACCUACGCAAGAGCAAGAUAGGACCGUCUAAUUUUUCACAUUUUUUAGGGAUUGCCUUCCCUCACCCCAGCACGUUUCAGGUUUCUAUCCAGCCCUUAGUUUACAUUCUUUUGAAAUUCAAACACAAGCACAAGAGCUUGAUUUUUUUACAACAAAAAGUUUAACUUUUUGAGAAAAACACAUAGUUAAAAAGAAAAAAAAGAAAAAAAAAGAAACAAUCCCGUCUCUGGUUCUGUUCAUUUCUUUGUCUAGUUGUUAAGGAGACAGACAAACAAGCAGAGAAGAAGAGCCGCUCGCAGUUUCCCCUCGGGCAUAUCUCUGAAUGUGAAAGUAACCAAUCGGACUGAUCUGUCGGGGCGCCAAACACCAACGCUCAUCCUCUGUUCGGCCUGCAGACUCCUCCCACCAGGAGAGAUCUGGGGCCAGCAUGACUUUGGAACCUGUUCCAAGCUGCAUGCACAUUUUUGUAAAAUGAAACAGAUACAGAAAAAAAAAAAAAAAGAUACUGAACUAGAUACGUGUGUUAGUUCCACAUACUGUAGGGCCGCUUGUAUGUUGCAUGCAGUUGUACAGUUUGCUCGUACUUGAAUAUUAAAGAGUUAAAACCAAGAAACCGAAGCCAUUCCCAUUUACGCAAAGACAUUUUGAACUCAACUGCAGUCUACUCCACGUCCCUCAGUCCGGUGCUGAAUGUCUCUCAAACUAAAUCCCAAGAUUACGUUGAUGUCUUUCCUCAACCCUCUGGAAGAUGUACUGUACUGUACAGUAGUACUGAGCAGACCUCACAGCCUCUCUUACUGUUACUCCACAUCGCUGUAUACCUCCAAGGGGCUGAGAUGAUGUAUGAAUAGAUAUGUACAAAUCAGAUCCACUUAAAUGGAAAUAUAAAUUAUGUUUCAACAUAAUGAUUCAGAUAUGCUAACACAUGAACUGUUAAGUUAUAUAAAGAAUAAAUGCAGAUGCACAGAGAGUCAUACACUGUAAAUACUCAACAGCUAUUCACUGGGCUUUCAUUGGGUUCAGUGAUACUUGCAAAGAUACUUGCCAAGUCGUAUAAUGCAGAGCGGUUAAUAUGUCACUAGGGACCAUGCAGUGGGACAACCCGAGGCGAUGGGUCGCAAACUGGCCGCAAAAACUCCAGGUGCACCACUUCUCUAAAAGUCGUCAUCUGAACACUUCUGCCCAAUGUCUGAACCCCGGCCACGUUCAGUCCCACUCCAGAAGAGUUGACUUUUACUUUUCAUCGUCCGGUGAAGCUGGUUUUCUUUUUUCUUUUUCUUUGUCAGUAUUAACAGGAAAAAAAAAUUGCUGAUUGUUUACAACUUCUGUGUACCACUGAAAA